AUGGCGGAGUCGGUAGGUCAAGGAGUAGGGAAAGACUUAGGCCUUCGGCUAGCUGCACAUGCGAAAAUGAUCGGGACGAGAGUAGGAAUAGAUCGAUCGGAUGAAGCGGAGCAGGCCGAAGAAUGUCACCAAGUCGCAUACUUUCUGUCGGAUUGGGAAAAGUCUAAAGAAGUAGAGAAUCUGUACAUACGGGCGCUGGGUGGGUACGAGAAGGCAUGGGGCGCAGAGUACACGUCGACGCUAGACACGGUCAACAAUCUCGGCCUUCUGUACAAGAACCAAGGCAAGAUGGCGGAGGCGGAGGAGAUGUACCUGCGGGCGCUACGUAGGAAGAAGAAGGCAUAG
Messenger RNA from Dissoconium aciculare CBS 342.82, 345 nucleotides. RefSeq lists its product as uncharacterized. NCBI's taxonomy places the organism in Eukaryota, Fungi, Ascomycota, Dothideomycetes, Mycosphaerellales, Dissoconiaceae. Bases 1 to 345 code for a protein of 114 amino acids. The record is from RefSeq and is a predicted model, not a curated record. Gene Ontology annotation, molecular function: protein binding. The transcript has a single exon.